This is a messenger RNA of Ctenopharyngodon idella (grass carp), 2165 nucleotides long. Its product is annotated as gastrula zinc finger protein XlCGF7.1-like. Bases 657 to 1850 code for a protein of 397 amino acids. The transcript is spliced from 4 exons. Gene Ontology annotation, biological process: regulation of transcription by RNA polymerase II. The record is from RefSeq and is a predicted model, not a curated record. Gene Ontology annotation, molecular function: DNA-binding transcription factor activity, RNA polymerase II-specific; RNA polymerase II cis-regulatory region sequence-specific DNA binding. NCBI's taxonomy places the organism in Eukaryota, Metazoa, Chordata, Actinopteri, Cypriniformes, Xenocyprididae. Gene Ontology annotation, cellular component: nucleus.
AAAUACAGAUUCAAUAGAAACACAGUGAUCACAGUUCACACCUGCAGUGAAGCUCCUCCCACAACAAUUCACCAAUAAAUACUGGGAAUAUUCACAUCAUCCUACAAGAGAAGGACAAACUCCAGGUGUAGCAGCUGAAAUCUGUGUGACUGUUAAAGAUGGAGUUUAUUAAAGAGGAGAUUGAAGACAUGAGUGAUCCAGAACCAUCCAGAAUAAAACAUGAAGAAACUGAGGAACAAAUAGAUGUGGUCCUGUGGGCGUCAGUAUCACACAGUGAUCACAGUUCACACCUGCAGUGAAGCUCCUCCCACAACAAUUCACCAAUAAAUACUGGGAAUAUUCACAUCAUCCUACAAGAGAAGGACAAACUCCAGGUGGAGCAGCUGAAAUCUGUGAGACUGUUAAAGAUGGAGUUUAUUAAAGAGGAGAUUGAAGACAUGAGUGAUCCAGAACCAUCCAGAAUAAAACAUGAAGAAACUGAGGAACAAAUAGAUGUGGUCCUGUGGGCGUCAGUAUCACACAGUGAUCACAGUUCACACCUGCAGUGAAGCUCCUCCCACAACAAUUCACCAAUAAAUACUGGGAAUAUUCACAUCAUCCUACAAGAGAAGGACAAACUCCAGGUGUAGCAGCUGAAAUCUGUGUGACUGUUAAAGAUGGAGUUUAUUAAAGAGGAGAUUGAAGACAUGAGUGAUCCAGAACCAUCCAGAAUAAAACAUGAAGAUACUGAGGAACAAACAGACUGGAUGGAGAUGAAACCGAAAAAACAUGAACUGAAUGAAACGGACGAGGAACAGCAGAGCAUCAAAACUCAAAGAACAAAAUCCAAAAAGGCAUACACCUGCUCUCAGUGUGGAAAGAGUUUCAGUCUAAAAGCAAACCUAAAGACACACUUAAGAAUUCACACUGGAGAGAAACCGUAUACAUGCACUCAGUGUGGGAAGAGUUUUUCUGAAGCAUCUGGUCUCAGACAUCAUCUGCUCCGUCACUCUGGAGAAAAACCAUUUAACUGUGAUCAGUGUGGUAAAGAUUUUAAUUCGUCAUCAAAUCUAAAACAACACCUGAAAGUUCAUUCAGGUGAGAAGCCUUAUGUGUGUUCUCUCUGUGGAAAGAGUUUUUCAUGGCUGUACAGUUUUAAACAACACCAGAAAACUCAUAAUGAAGUGAGAGAUCAUGUGUGUUGUGACUGUGGGAAGAGCUUUACUGCCCCCGCCCAACUGAAACGGCACCAAAGAAUUCAUACUGGAGAAAAACCUUACAAGUGUUCAUAUUGUGACAAGAGUUUCACUCUGACUGGAAACCUGAAAUCACAUGAGCGAGUUCAUACUGGAGAGAAGCCGUACCACUGUACUCAGUGUGAGAAGAGUUUUUCUCGUACAUCAGAUCUCAGACAUCAUCUGCGCAUUCACUCUGGAGAAAAGCCAUUUAACUGUAAUCAGUGUGGUAAAAAGUUCAUUUCGUCAUCACAUCUAAACAAACACCUGAAAGUUCAUUCAGAUGAGAAGCCUUAUGUGUGUUCUUUCUGCGGAAAGUGUUUUUUAUUGCUGAACAGUUAUAAACAGCACCAGAAAACACAUAAUAAAGUAAGAGAUCAUGUGUGUUGUGACUGUGGGAAGAGCUUAACUACAACUGCCCAACUGAAACGGCACCAAAGAAUUCAUACUGGAGAAAAACCUUACAAGUGCUCAUCUUGUGACAAGAGUUUUGCUCAGUUUGGAAACCUUAAAUCACAUGAGCGACUUCAUACUGGAGAGAAGCCGUACCACUGUACUCAGUGUGAGAAGAGUUUUAGACGUUUAUCAAGCCUUCACACUCAUAUGAAUAUACACCGAUCAGGCAUAACAUUAUGAUCACCUUCCUAAUAUUGUGUUGGUCCCCCUUUUGCUGCCAAAACAGCCCUGACCCGCUGAGGCAUGGACUCCACUAGACCCCUGAAGGUGUGCUGUGGUAUCUGACACCAAGAUGUUAGCAGCAGAUCCUUUAAGUCCUGUAAGUUGCGAGGUGGAGCCUCCAUGGAUCGGACUUGUUUGUUCAGCACAUCCCACAGAUGCUCGAUUGGAUUGAGAUCUGGGGAAUUUGGAGGCCAAGUCAACACCUCAAACUCGUUUUGUGGCACCAUUUCUGUUUUGUGGCAGGGCACAUUAUCCUGCUGAAAGAGGGCACAG